AUGCAGACCUUUGGCGCAUACCUGGUUGCGCUGCUGGCCGCCAGCGCCGAGCUCGCAUCCGCCCUGCCUCAGCCCAUGGAUAGGGUCAGGAGCCGUGGCGGCCAGACUCUUUCCGUGCCUGUGAAGCGCAACACAGUCUCCAAGAGACACCCUGCCGUGGCACUGGCCAAGGUUUACGCCAAAUAUGGCAAGGAGAUGCCUACCCGCCUCAAGACCAUUGUGAAGGCUCACCGUGCUGGCGUUGGCAUGGCUUCGACCAAGCGUUCCACCACCGAGGGCUCUGUCAGCACAAGUCCUGAACAAUAUGAUACUGAGUAUCUUGCCAACAUCCAAGUUGGCACGCCAGCCCAAACCCUUCCAAUGGACUUUGACACUGGCUCAUCCGACUUGUGGGUGUUCAGCAGUGAGACUGCCACUUCGAGCGUCUCCGGGCAGGCUAUCUACACUCCUGGCAAGAGUUCCACGGCCUCAAAAAUGACCGGCUCCACGUGGAAAAUCAGCUACGGCGACGGAUCAUCAUCCAGCGGCAAUGUUUACACCGAUACCGUGACCAUUGGCAACCUGACCGUCUCAUCUCAAGCCGUUGAGACGGCGACGGAUGUGUCCUCGGAAUUCACGUCUGACUCCGCCAUGUCCGGCCUCGUGGGCCUCGCCUUCAGCUCCAUCAACACCGUAACUCCCAAGGCUCAGAAUACGUUCUUCGACAACGCCAUGCCCAAGCUGUCCCAACCCGUCUUCACUGCCGACCUGAAGCACGACACCGAGGGCAGCUACAACUUCGGGUACAUCGACUCCAGUGCCUACACUGGCGAUAUCUUCUACGUUGAUCUCUUCAACAGUAGCGCUGACUACGCCGGCUUUUGGUCGUUCCAGUCCACGGGUUAUGCCGUGGGUGACGGGUCUACCAGCUCGAGCUCUGGCACGAGCACCACGGGCAGUUCGGGUAGCUCGGGUAGCACGGGUAGCACUGGCACAUCGUCUGGGUCUGGAUCCACCACGACCGGGGGUUUCGGCGGCAACAGUGGCUUCGGAAGCGGUGGGAGCAGCUCUUCCAGCUCCGGGUCUUCGAGCGAUGGUUUCGGUGGCCUGGGCGGCUUCUUUGACACGUUGCAGGAGGAGAGUGAGAGCAGCGAUUCCGAUUCCAGCUCGGUCUGGGCCGGAUGGUUCAAGAAGCUCAUCCGCAAGGACAGCACGCAGGCUCGAUCGGCACCUCGCUCCGCACCUUCAACACGCCAACACGCCCCUGUCACCGCCGGAACCGCCGGCAAGCGCGCCGUCUCGCUCACUUCCGCCUCCAUUACCGGCAUUGCCGACACCGGCACAACGCUGCUCAUGCUUCCCGACGAGGUUGUCUCGGCAUACUACCAACAGGUGUCCGGCGCCGAGGACAGCGAGCAGGAAGGCGGAUACGUGUUCUCCUGUGAUGCGACCCUGCCUGACUUCACGUUCGCCGUGGGAAGUGGCCAGAUCACCGUUCCUGGCGACUACAUCAACUGGGCGCCGGUUGAUACCUCAAACACGACAUGUUACGGAGGUCUCCAGUCGGAUGCGGACAUUGGAAUCUCCAUCUUCGGAGACAUCGCGCUCAAGGCGGCCUUCGUUGUGUUCGAUGGCGGAGCCAAGCGACUUGGCUGGGCCGCGAAGACGACCUCUUAG
This is a messenger RNA of Diaporthe amygdali, 1656 nucleotides long. RefSeq names its product secreted aspartic proteinase precursor. The coding region runs from base 1 to 1656 and encodes 551 amino acids. Gene Ontology annotation, molecular function: aspartic-type endopeptidase activity. Lineage: Eukaryota; Fungi; Ascomycota; Sordariomycetes; Diaporthales; Diaporthaceae. Gene Ontology annotation, biological process: proteolysis. The transcript has a single exon. The record is from RefSeq and is a predicted model, not a curated record.